Molecule: messenger RNA, 7342 nt
Organism: Vespa mandarinia (Asian giant hornet)
Lineage: Eukaryota; Metazoa; Arthropoda; Insecta; Hymenoptera; Vespidae
Source: RefSeq, a predicted model, not a curated record
CAACAGGAUACGUCCGAGCGAAGGAUUUUUAUUGCUCGCCGCAGGCUCCUCGUCGUCGCUUGCGACUAAACGUAUCGAUCCUGCUUUGUCUGUAUUUGGAAAAAAAGCUACGCGUCUAUGCAUCUACAUAUAUUCCUAUCUACGUACGAACGCGGCAUGUAUGCAUAUGUACUACGAGUGGAUCGACUCGAAUCGACUAUUUGUAAAGGCUCGAAAUGCGAAGGUUAUAAAAGUAUAAAAAUGAAAUAUGGCACUCGUAUAGGUAUUUUACGAUGCGAGAAAUGGAAGCUCCACGUUAUCGUUAACGUGGGGCCUGAUCGAUUAAUUGAGACCAAUUUGAAAUGGACAAACGGAAUGGAAUAUUUCUGUUCAACUUGUAGUACAUUUUAGUCCAUUGCCUUUUCAUCUUGAAGCCCUACUAUAAAUAAUUUUCUACGAGAGCUUUCCUCGGUAAAUAUUCGACGUAAAGCGACGCGCGCACUCACAUACUGAAAGGGACACCAUCGAUAAACGCAAAAAGGUUACUCCGUAUGUACGGGAUAGUUAAGGGAUAGGUAUUUGCCAAUGGAAAUCGCAUUCACGUGGGUUACCUUGAAGGUUUAUAUUUAAGAAUUUACAGUGCGCGGUCGUUGGCUUUUGAAAUUUAUCGCAAAAACGAAGAUAGAGAAGGAAGAUAAUGACUCAGAAACGUUACAUCAUCCUGUUUCCUUCUAUAAAAGUACAUUGACUUUUAUUUCUUAUCUUUUGGACAGAGCGACACUCGUUAUUUACACCGUGUUUGAACGGUACCGUAUACACGUUUCUUUCCUUCGUUGGAAACGUUUCGUCCGAAGCGAUUAAAAUGUAGUUAAAAUGUCGCGCGAAACCAAGAAACUCGCGAAACAUUGGGAAAACUUUUCAACUUGGAUUCCUUUCUGCUUCGCAUAAAUGCGGAUGCGAUUAUAACGAACGAACGAACGAACGAACGAACGAACGAACGAACGAACGAACGGACGAACGGACGAACGAACGAAUUUUCGAAUUGGUAUCCUACAAUUUAAAUCAUUAUGUUUCCGAUAAAAUCGAGUAACGUAACACGAUAAUGGUACAGCAAAAGUACUAAAAGUACUACCGCUGUGUGUACGAGUAAAUUCAUCUAGCUCGAUUUUAAAUAGGAGCUUGGUCGUAAUAGCCAAAGGUGAAUGGAAGGAAAGGCAUGCGUAAAACUUUUUGUUUUGGUUUUUCUUUUCGUUUCCUACCAGCGAACAACAACUGGAAAUGGUAACGUUUGCUUUGGCGCAAUCGCGACUCGUGCAAUUUGCAGGUAGGGAGGAGGAUGACAAGGACGUCGAGCUCUGCUCCUCGCCAUUGCUUUUCAACGGUGCGUAGACAGCCUGACGAAGAAAGCGUCGGUGAAAGCGAACGAAUAUCCUUUUCAAUGGGGCCGACGAGUGCCCACAGGCCUCUCUCUUUCUCUUUUUCUCCUCUUCGUUCGCCAUCCCUUACAUUUGCUUUUUUUCCUUUUUUACCUUUUACUUUAUCCUCCAUAUACCCUUGCUCUUCUUUCCUCUCGUUGCUUCUCACCCACGUGACUCUCCACGAUGCUCGCGAGAUAUUCGUUCGCCACACUUUUUCUCUAUACUCUGCCCUUUUUUUCCUCCCCCUCUUUCCCCGUCUUUACCGUCAACGAGAACCAUCUACAACGUAUCGUUCCGUGCUCGGUAUGUGGGUCAUGAGGAAUACGCCUAUAUACGCGAAAAAAAGACGAUCAUUCGAGAGAGAGAGAGAGAGAGAGAGAGAGAGAGGAUGAGCGAAUACAUUUUAUACGCAUAAGAAAUUGAAACGAAUUUUCGCUGACGCUAUUUUAUGCGAUUACGAUAAUUCUCGAUAGUAGUAGUAAGCGCGUUCGCAGGAGAAAGAGUUUAAAGAUAUUGUAGAAUUUUUAAUGCGCCGAAUAAUGCGAAUAAUACGCUCAUCCGCAAGAGAUUAUCUCUUGGAACUCGUACCGAAGGGAGAUUACGUUUGUAGCCGGUUGCUACCCCGUACUCAUCUCUCCCAUUCUCCUGUGCGUACGAUAAAAUUGAUAAAAUAACUGAGAAAAGGCGAGCAAAAUCUGGAGGCUUACUGCGUAAUCGCCUUUACCUUUUAAAUAUUCCAAGUUCGAAGCUUUUAUGUACUUUUUAGAUUCUCCUUAUAAUCUCGUGUGUGCACUUUGUUAAUAUUAUCGCACAAUGAUAAUAGUCGAGGCGACGUUAACAUUUAGGAUAUAAGCGUUGGAAUAAAAAAAUAUCGAUAAUUGUCGCGCGUAAACAACAGUGUCGGUAAGAAAUGAUAGAAAACGCGUCAAAGAGAAUUUCGAGAUUACCGACGGAGCCGAGCGAGCGAUACUACGUGUUUCAAGUUGUACUUUAAAACUUGAGAUUGAAGCAUCGUUUCUCAUUUAUUUGCACCACGCGAGAACAAAGGCGCAAAGCCAGCGUGUAAAUUCAAUCCAACAUUUUAUGCCACCGUAGUAUUCUGCAUUCCAAAGAAAUCGCAAUUUUUUCCCUAAAUUCUAUUUUCGUCCUGGUGGUUUUUUUUUCUUGGCAAAUGGCUUAACUCGUCGUCGUCGGUCGCGUUCCGAAUGACACAACUAAAUACAAUGGCUACAGGAAAUAAUCGCGAUAAGAUUACAAGUACCAUGGACGAGGAAGGAAUACCUUACGACGAUCCACGCUUCGUCGAAAUUCUAGAAGCUUGCCUGCACGUGGAAAUUGCCGCCUAUAAAGAAUCAUACGGCAAAACUCAGGCUGAAAUAAGGAAGAUAAAAAGGAACGUUCUAAUGAAGCUCGAGAAGAGAAAGGAGCUUAAGAAAAAGAUAGAAGAUGCGGAAGAUGUAAUAUCGAUGUCGAACGUUACUUUAAAAAGAUGGAUUUCUUACGAGUCCGUUGUCAGAUUGCGGGAAGAUGUGAGAGAAACGAAACAAAGGAUCGACCUGAUCGAAGCGAAUGCCGACGAUCGUUCGAAAUUAAUGUCGUACGAGAUGCAACGAUAUCGAGAGAUUCUAGAUGAAUACAAGAAAACUUGGCAAUCCUAUCACACCGAAUACGAGGAUUUUCCGUUGGCUAAGAAACGAAAGGAAAGGGAGACCGAGCUGAAGAAGGUUUGCAUCGAGAAAAUGGUAUUGGAAUUUAAGUUCAACGAGUUGAAGAUAAAAUGCGAGCAAAAGAAGAAGAUCGAUGAAAUAAGGACGAGGUUAAAAAUAAUAGAAUUAGCUAAAGCGAUGGUAAAUAACGAGAAAUUGGAGCGAAAAUUGGUUAACCUGAGGAACGAAAUCGAUCAUUGCAAGCGACAACUGCAUUCGAGGGAACUAGAGUUAAAAUCAUUGCAAAGACGAGAAGAGGAGGAUAGGAAGGAACGAGCGAUGAAACUGUUGGAGAUGCCACCGCCGAAAAUAAAUUUGUCACGAGUACGAUUAAAUUAUUCGCGCAAGUGGCAAGAUUUAGAGAUAAGAAAAGAAAUGCCACCUGUCGAUUCCGAUUCGAUGUCGGUUAACACGAUCGCCUUGGAGGAGAUGUGUAUAAACGACGAUAUUACAGCCGAAGAUACGGCCAACAAGGACCUUGCCAUUUCUAUUUCGAUGGACGAUCGAAAACGAUCGACGAACCUUUUCUUCGACUAUGAAAUAAAGGAAAAGGGAACGCGCGAUCCAAAGAGUACAGAAAAUUUUACGGUAGCAACGUCUUUGCAAAAGACGCAGAGUAAAAAGUUAUCGUCCUUUUCGAGCAACGCGGAAUCGAUCGCCAAACAGACGAGCUUCAAAGGAAAAGACGAACAGAAACGAUCUACGAUGGCGGUGGACGUGGAAGAAGAAGGUGCUAUUAAUUACGAGGAAAAUCGAUUUCCGACGGAUCUGUACCAGCCGAAAAGGAUGAAAUUUGUUCGAAACGACGAAAAGGACGUUGAACAUAUAGAUAUCGAAUUGUCGCAAACGUCGAAAAGGUCCACUCGCUAUCCGCGAAUCACGAAGAUCGAGAAAGUGCAAUACGGCGUGACGUCUUUGACGAAACGCAAAAACGUACUACUUGAUGCCUCGAAAUCGUUCCUUUCUUCGAAUAAUAACUUCGAUUAUGAGACGAACGCGAGUCGUGCGACAUCUUUCAUGUUAAACGAAGCGCUGAUGAUCAAAGAUUUAAACGAUUCGAAAUCGGCCGUCCAGCCUUCCAUGUACGACGACAAUUCGAGGAAUUUUGAAUUGUCCGAUUGUGCGAAUGCCUCGAAUAUAGCCGAUAUAGAUAUAAAUAUGGAAUCCGUCGAUGUGAAUUGCGAGAAAAUCGAUCGCCAGGAAGACGAGAAAGAAGCGUCGCCGCAAGUCACAAGUUUCAACUUCUCCGAUCUGCUCAAACUGAAAACCGAUAAUAAUUUUCGUAUCUUUUGAAGUACCCCGUAAAUAGCGCCUGAUGCUGCCAAUCGUCUCGCCCUGUUCCGUCGUACGACCGCACAGUCCGCGAACGAAUUCCACCACGUACAAUUUUCAUCUCGAAAGGAAGAAAGACAAAUUUUGUCCAUUAUCAUCGCUGUUUAAAAGUCUUAAUACGUGCUCGAACCUUAAUACGUGCAACGACACAAAGGGACUGCCGAAAAGACGCGAAAAGAGAAACGAUCCAUCGAGGAUGGGUUGCACCUUUUCGUAACGUGUACGAUGAUUACCAUGAAGCUCUUCCCUUCUCUUUCAGCUACCUCGUUCUAUUCUUCUUCGAACUCUUCUCCAUCGAUCCAUACUACUCUUCGUUCAGAAACCGCAACGAUCGUAAGGGCAAAGGGACGAACGAGCGAAAGGAGAUUCGAGACUCGUUGUUUUUCUUUCGAGAAAGCCACAGAAACGCCAGUCUCAUGGAAUAAUAAUAAUCCCGCUUUCACGUCAGCGAAAUGACUUUGUGACAUGAGAAAAGGGACGGAAGAAAUGAAAAAGAUGAAAAAGAUAAGGAAGAGGUGGGGGAGAGAAAGAGAGAGAGGUAGCAAACAUGGAAUGCACGACAUGUGUCACACAUCCGCGUGUACGCACGAGUGCCUUAGAGUUACGCGGAUACAGGGUGCAAUUUUCUGAUCGCAUCGUAAGAGGUGUUAUAUACCCGAAAGAAAUCGUUUUAUUCUUGCGAUUUUAGAAACGAGAGACGUCUCGUACUAAAUACUACUACCGAGUAAAGUCCGAACGUAACGUUCGAACUCUACCUCUCGUAAGUUUCUUACGAUGUCCGACGAAUAUCGUCGUUCCGCGUGACCGCCUACUCUGUGGUUUUUCAUUAGUUCAAGCGGAAGGGCGCCAUAAAUGGAACGAGCAUCGUAUACCGACCGACGUUGUGGCUACUAUCUUCUUCUAUCGAAACAUAUUCUUCAUUACCAGAACAUUGACGACAUUAAUCGACAAUUUUUCUACACGAAUUUUCAUAUUUUAAAUCUCGAAGAUGAAAGCAAAAUGUCGAACUUUUCCCUCUCUCUCUCUCUCUCUCUCUCUCUCCCCCCCCCCUCUCUCUCUCUCUCUCUCUCUCUGUCUGUCCAUUAGACGAAUGGUAGCCGAUAAUUAUCGGCAGCGAUCCGGGCCGCGGAUUCGAUAAAUGACUUUAAUAAAACGCGUCGUAUUUCAAAAGAUUGUCAGACCUUCUUCUUCUACGUUCUCGAAUGAUUAAUGCGACCACUACCGAGCCGCGGGCUUACCUUACCGCCUUCCUGCUGUGGCCACCUACCGUUCCUCCUUUCCUUUUUCCUCUCUCUCUUUCUCUCUCUCUCUCUCUCUUAUAUCCUUUCACGUUGGAGCUCCGUAUCUUUGGCGUCUCGCUUCUCUUCCACCUCGCCUCUCUCUUUUUCUUCCUUUUCGCGACCUCUCGAGAUGAACAGACCCAAGCACGGAAGAUGCAACGCGCUCGCGACUAGUCGAAGACACGCCCAAGACGACGCAAACGCAAACUCCAACACGAGUAAAACGGCAAACUUUUGUAAGCAAGAUACAGUUUAAUGUUAUUCCGGCUUAUCGAAAUGGUCAAACUUUCUAUAUCUUUCAUAAAAUUGAAGCAGAUUCUGUUAAACUUGAAAUUCCAUUGAAAAAAGAAAAACUCGAGCGACUUGAAUGAUCGUUAUAUGAUAAAGAAGAACAUCGCAGAUCGACUAUACCGAUAUAUCAAAGUCCUUAAGAAAGAGAGAGAGAGAGAGAGAGAGAGAGAGAGAGAGAGAGAGAGAGAGAGAGAGAGAGAGAGAGAGAGAGAGAAGAAACGAGGAAAGACCGAGCAAGGACUAUGUCGAUUCUUCAGAGCCAAUUUGCUUUCUAAACCAAGCGAAACGUCGAGUAGACCAUUAUUACCCGAAGAGCUCUGGUACAUAUCGCCUAACGGCCAUAAACGCACAUGUACCCGUAGCUGCAUAUAUACAUGUAUAUAUAUGCAAGGAAAAGACAAGACUCUGGCUAACGUUAAAAGGGACGCAUGUUGCCGACGAGCAUCGAGCCGUAUCGAACGUUAGAAACGCCUAACGCGUUCUCUUCUCUUUUCUUGCUCCUCGAUCCCCACAGAGACAGCACGCGUAAGCGUAGGUAGAUACAUUUUCCUGCUUAUAUUGCUAGUCGUAAGUUUCUACUUUACGGUUCAUUGGCAGCUUAUUUCUAAACUGAAAUGAUCUAAAAAGCAAAGCGACCAUUUCGUCAAUUACCGGCCAUCGAUUCUUCGUUGAAUAUAUAUAGUCAUUGGUAUCCUCCUCCUUCUCUUUUAUUUCUCAACGCUGUCCGACUUUUACGUCGGCGAGUUUUCUCUCUCACUCUUUCGUUGGUGGGUCUCAGGGUUCACCCUUUCACCCGGGGCGUGGUGCCCAUUGUAUACGUAUCUCGGUGGUGUCCAAGGUAAAAGAGAUCAAGGAUCAAUUCCGGUUCAUUCGUACGCGGAUCAACGAGAGACACGAUCCGCGUAGAAAAAGUAACGAGUGAAUUAUGGUCGAAAGUCGACAAUAAUUAAUGACUAUUGAUCGUCAAAAGGACGCUACCGUUUUAAUUUUAGAUAGACACAAGAGUUCUCGCUUCGUGUUUCUCCAGCGAGCGGGAACACGCGCGAGUAGUCCUUUCACCCGCUAGAAAGGUGCUACGAUAAACCGCAGCGACGCCGUUUGCGGUUGCACCACCUUCCGAAAGAAUGCAAACUAACGACGUACACGUUACGUAGAAAAGCUUUAAGCAGAGUUAAUUAUCCCUACUGUUGUAGCAUCAUCUUACGUUUUCUUUGCGAAUAAACCUAUAGGUAUUUUCAAAGGUACGCACGCACGCACGCACGCACGCACCUUGGGCCACUUCUGCCGUUGCGGCGGCCUUGCCUUAAAAAAAAAAGAAUAAAUAAAAGAGAUAUUA